AUGCCUCCGAUCCGGACUCGGGACCGUCUUUUCCCUUCUAUGCACUCGGUUCUUCGUCAAGCAGAUUCUCUUCCUCCCAACAUGACGAUAUACUACCAACACGUUCCCUUGCCUUCCUUCGUCUUUCGAUACGAGCCCUAUGGCCAUGGCUACUUCAACAGGAAUCACCCCCUGAUGACUACAACUCACGACGGAGACAUUGAUUGGGAUGACCGUGUUUAUUUCACCGUGGCCCGACCUCAACCCACGAAAGAAGAGGUUGCCCUCGAAGAGGCUCUCCUGGAGCCUGAACCUCCUCGGGGCCACGUUAGACGCUUAUCUGUUCUUGUCAUAGAUCUAGCUCUUGCUGUCACUCGGCGUCUGCGCCUUACUCGUUUGGGCUAA
Messenger RNA from Desarmillaria tabescens, 384 nucleotides. RefSeq lists its product as uncharacterized. The coding region runs from base 1 to 384 and encodes 127 amino acids. NCBI's taxonomy places the organism in Eukaryota, Fungi, Basidiomycota, Agaricomycetes, Agaricales, Physalacriaceae. The transcript has 4 exons. The record is from RefSeq and is a predicted model, not a curated record.